GUUCUUGUAAAUACUGCGUGCUGUGUUUUGAUGUUGGUGGCUAAACUUAUCCAGUGUAUUGUGUUUGGUCCUCUUCGAGUGAGUGAGAGGCAGCACCUCAAAGACAAGUUCUGGAAUUUUAUUUUCUACAAGUUCAUUUUUAUUUUCGGCGUGCUGAACGUCCAGACAGUGGAAGAGGUGGUCAUGUGGUGCCUCUGGUUUGCCGGACUUGUAUUUCUGCAUCUGAUGGUCCAGCUCUGCAAGGACCGAUUUGAAUAUCUCUCCUUUUCACCUACCACACCGAUGAGCAGCCACGGCCGAGUCCUGUCGCUGCUGGUCGCGAUGCUGCUUUCCUGCUGCGGGUUGGCAGUGGUCUGCUGCGUCACCGGCUACACCCACGGGAUGCACACCUUGGCCUUCAUGGCUGCAGAGUCUCUUCUUGUGACAGUGAGGACUGCUCAUGUGAUUUUACGAUACGUAAUUCACCUCUGGGACCUCAACCACGAGGGCACCUGGGAAGGAAAGGGAACGUAUGUCUACUACACAGAUUUUGUCAUGGAGCUCACUCUCCUGUCCUUGGACCUCAUGCACCAUAUUCACAUGUUGUUAUUUGGCAACAUCUGGUUAUCCAUGGCCAGCCUGGUCAUCUUUAUGCAGCUGCGUUACCUGUUUCAUGAGGUCCAGCGUCGGAUCCGUCGGCACAAGAACUAUCUGCGUGUCGUUGGGAACAUGGAAGCCAGGUUUGCAGUUGCAACUCCAGAGGAGCUGGCUGUCAAUAAUGAUGACUGUGCAAUCUGCUGGGACUCCAUGCAGGCUGCGAGGAAACUGCCCUGUGGACAUCUUUUCCACAACUCCUGUCUUCGUUCCUGGCUAGAACAAGACACCUCCUGCCCGACAUGCAGAAUGUCUCUCAAUAUUGCCGACAAUAAUCGGGUCAGGGAAGACCAUCAAGGAGAGAACCUGGAUGAGAAUUUGGUUCCUGUAGCAGCAGCCGAAGGCAGACCUCGCUUAAACCAGCACAAUCACUUUUUCCACUUCGAUGGGUCUCGGAUUGCAAGUUGGCUGCCCAGUUUUUCUGUGGAAGUGAUGCACACCACCAACAUUCUUGGCAUUACCCAGGCCAGCAACUCUCAGCUUAAUGCAAUGGCUCAUCAGAUUCAGGAGAUGUUUCCUCAGGUUCCGUACCACCUCGUGCUGCAGGACCUGCAGCUCACACGCUCAGUUGAAAUUACAACAGACAACAUUUUAGAAGGACGGAUUCAAGUUUUUUUCCCUACACAGCGGUCAGAUAGCAUUAGACCUGCAUUGAACAGUCCUGUGGAAAGGUCAAACCAUGACCAGGAAGAAGGAGAAGCUUCUACUCAGACUGAGCGAGUGCCACUGGACCUCAGUCCCCGCCUGGAGGAGACAAUGGACUUUGGUGAGGUGGAGGUGGAGCCCAGCGAGCUGGAAGACUUCGAGGCUCGGGGCAGCCGCUUCUCCAAAUCUGCAGACGAGAGGCAGCGCAUGUUGGUGCAGCGCAAGGAUGACCUCCUGCAGCAAGCUCGGAAACGUUUCUUGAACAAAAGUUCUGAAGAUGACACGGCCUCAGAGAGCUUCCGCUCUUCAGAAGGCACGUCCUCUGACCCUGUGACCCUGCGUCGAAGGAUGCUGGCCGCCGCCGCUGAACGGAGACUUCAGAAGCAGCAGACCUCCUAGCGCUUCCUCCUCGUCCCUCGGCCGCCUCUCCUCAGCCCUGUGCCUGCCAGGAAGAGGCCUGUCCCGUUCUGCCUGCCGUGUGAAGAAGCGGGCUUGACUGCAUUGCCGCUGUAUAAAGCAUGUGGUCUUAAUAGUGUUUGGACAGCUGAAAAAUUUAAUCCUUCUUUGUAAUACUUUCUAUGUGACAUUUCUCUUCCCCUUAGAAAUACUGCACAUUUUAACUCUAGGCAUGAUCUCUUCUGGCGUGGACUGGACUUCCUGGGGGUGGGCACAGCCAAGAGGAAGCGGGCCCCCCUGCCUGCAGCAGGCCGCUGGGACUGCCGCCUUAUGCAUAAGUCACCACAGAUGCUGGUGUCCUUAGCUCCUUAGCUGGCAGGAGGAGUGCGCGUUGGGGGAGACGCGUAACGAGCAGUGAGGAGACACGCAGAGGGAGCCCGCGCCACACGGGGACAGCUGUCAGACCUUAGCAAGCCUGCGCCCUCAGUGCUCCGGAGGCCAGCCCCACAGGCUCCAGGGCCACCAGGCUGCAGGCAUUUUGUAAGAACUCCUGGUGAAGUGCUUGGAGCAGAGGAGGGCGAGCCCAGGGCUGCGGUGUGAGGAGGAGACCCCUUUAUGUCCCAUGCCAUCCGGGACUGACUUUCGGAGCGUCCAGUCCUCGGCUGAUGGGAUUUCCGUUAACUCUGGUGCUCCUGCAUCUCACGAGGUCCUGGUGUCUCUUUCCUCUCUGUGUUCCCUUGCCACCCCUGGACGUGGGAAAGGGUUAAGCCGCAAGCUUUGGUUUUUGGUUUAAGUCCCUGGUCAAGUUAAUUAGGCAAUGCCAAAGCCUGUGCGUUUGGUCCUUGGCAAAGGCCCUUGUAAGAUGGGAGAAUAAAUUUUAGAGGGCUUUACCGAAGAAACUUUUGUAUCUUUCUUCCCUGGAGCCCUUCAUUUUCAUAACUUUGUUCCUGUUGGUUUAAUUAAACAUAGAAAGGUAAGAGGUUGAAUCCAUAUGCUUUGGAACAGACCCAGGUCCUGAAUCUUUUCAAAUUGUUCACAUAUUUAACUCUGAGGAUUUGAAACAUGCAAUCAUAGGUCCGUAGUUCAGUUUUACGCCCCACUGGAUUAAGGUUUUUAUUAAUGUUUGAAAGCAUACUUUUAUGGUAGUCCUUUUGAGAAGAAUCCAGUAUUACCUAAAAUUAUUGGCAAAGUUAAAUGUAUUUUA
Messenger RNA from Tupaia belangeri chinensis (Chinese tree shrew), 2878 nucleotides. It is a transcript of the gene AMFR, whose product is annotated as autocrine motility factor receptor. NCBI's taxonomy places the organism in Eukaryota, Metazoa, Chordata, Mammalia, Scandentia, Tupaiidae. Gene Ontology annotation, molecular function: ubiquitin protein ligase activity; ubiquitin binding. Bases 31 to 1677 code for a protein of 548 amino acids. Gene Ontology annotation, cellular component: endoplasmic reticulum; ubiquitin ligase complex; cytosol. The record is from RefSeq and is a predicted model, not a curated record. The transcript has 13 exons. Gene Ontology annotation, biological process: endoplasmic reticulum unfolded protein response; protein K48-linked ubiquitination; ubiquitin-dependent protein catabolic process.